Dioscorea cayenensis subsp. rotundata (Guinea yam) is the source of this 540-nucleotide messenger RNA. RefSeq lists its product as uncharacterized. The record is from RefSeq and is a predicted model, not a curated record. NCBI's taxonomy places the organism in Eukaryota, Viridiplantae, Streptophyta, Magnoliopsida, Dioscoreales, Dioscoreaceae. The coding region runs from base 1 to 540 and encodes 179 amino acids. The transcript has 3 exons.
AUGGGGAUUGAGAAUAUCGUUCUAGAUAAAAACCAACAUGAAGAUCAACUUGAAAAACUGCAGCGAUAUAGCAUGGAAGAUGAUAAAAUGCUCGUGAAUGCGUGGCUUACAAUUUCAACCGAUAGUGUUGUAGGCACUGCCCAAAAUGAUGAGACAUUUUGGAAACGAGUGACCGAGUAUUUCAUGAAAAUUGGCGAUCUUGUCCAAGAAGAAAAACAAAUUGGCGAUCUUGUCCAAGAAGAGAAACAAAUAAAUUGUAAGAAACAUUUUAUCUAUGAGUAUGUUUGGGUCAUGUUAAAAGAUGAUCCAAAAUGGAAAACAAGUACUUCUCUUGGUAGGUCUUUAAAGAAAUUAAAGAUCAAUGAAAACGGUGCUUAUACAUCAUCUUCCAAUGAGGAUACAUGUAUUGAUAUAGAUGACAGUGAGGUCGAGGUCUGUCCGAUUGGUCGAAAAGCAGGGAAGGCAAAAACAAAGGCGAAGCAAAAAGGGAAGGCAAAUAUGGUUGAAAAAUCAAACAUAGAUGAAGAAAUGGAAGCAUGA